GUCUCCACUUGCCAAUACAUACUACACAAUUAGAGAAACUGCACACGCCUUGACUGUUUACGCGAGGGGACGUGUAACGUGGUCCUAUAUCUUUGCCUCUGUUGGUCCUCCCAAUACCUCACGACGGAUUGCGUAGGAGCGAAGUCUAUACGCCGCCGCUUGCCGCUAUAGGUUAUAAGCGCGGCAGCGGCGGCGGCGGUGUAGGGUCCUUUCUGAGAGAAUCCAAAGCAGGCCGCGCGCACCCCCCAAAACCUUGCCCUAGAACGCACGUCCCAAUACCAUGAGGGUGUCUGCCUUGUUCUUUGACAAGGAUGCACGGUAUCCGUGCUUGAUCAGCCCUUGCAAGGCAUGGGACGAUGCGCUGUCACAGGCGGUGUCGGGCCCCGAGCUUAAAGUCUACUGCUACUGGUACAUACUGCGUGUAUUGGGAAUGUUUGGGGUUGUUGUAUGGUCAAAAGUGUUGCUAUGUUGCUGGGUUGUAGAGUAAGCAUUCUUGACUGGCGGGGAUGCCCAAGGCACCGACGCAUACCUUAUCAGUGCGCGUGUACGUCUUUAUGUGUAGGGAGAGUAAAAAGGUUUCAACUUUAUUAACACUUCAUAUCAGCAGUGGAGGUGAGUGGAAGCAUAGCUGCGAUGGGCGCCUUGCUUAGGAGGAAAGUGUCCGGCUAUAUACCCAUACUUCUAUGCACAGGCCAAGUUCCCGACCUCCGCCUUCUUCCACUUGAUCGUGCCGAGAAUCCCAGUGCAUUCGAGAGGUUUGCUGAGGAGCAUCAGCAUUGCUUGGAAAACAGGAAGGCGAUCGUCAUCAAGAUAAAUGAGACUCGCGAACUGCUGCUCGCGCCUGUCUUCUCAGUUCAAGAUGACGGCACCAAGGGGCCGGUCUUUUGGGGUUACAUGCUGUAUUUCGGUGUGGCCUCCGCCGUGUCGCUCAUGUUAGACAACAGCCGCAUGGCUGUAGUUCUUGACUUGGACGAAACACUGCUGGUGGCAAACUCAAUGUCGACGCUUGAUUCGAAGAUAGAGGUGGCGCGCAAGAACAGACGUCUCAAAGCCGCGGAGCUGCGUGAGCUGCUGUCCGGCGGAGUGACGGGCGACAGCGAGGAGGCCGCCCGGCUGCGUGGCGCGGAGGCUGCUGCCGCGCGCGAGGAGGAGCUGCUGGCUGGGGACCUGGAGCUGCUGCGGCAGUUCGCAAAGACGGACAGCAUCACAUACAACGGAGUGACGUACAAGGCCAGGCCCGAGCCCGCCUACCUGGAGGACGGCACCGCCAUCCGCCGCCCGGUCAUCCGGCUGGACAAGCCGCAGCCGCUCAUGCUGACGCGCAUCCGACCCGAGCAGCGCGAGACCAGCAUGAUCCUGCGACCGCGACCCAGCUGGGAGGAGCUGCGGGGGCUGCUGGCGGGGGAUUCGGAGCCGGAUGGGAAGAUCAAGCAGCGGUUUGACGUGUACGUGUGUACGGCUGCGGAGCGGCAGUACGCGCUGGAGGUGUGGCGGCUGCUGGACACGCGCGCCAGCAUCAUCCCCGUGGAGCAGCGUCGCGCGCGCAUCAUCAACGUGCCCGGCGGCAGGAAGAAGCAGCUGCUCAAGUCCCUGGGCGUCGCUGACUGCGCCGGCAACUCGCGGCUGGAGUGGCCGGAGCUGCAGGAGGACGAGCCGCCGCUGCCGUUGGCGGUGGUGCUGGACGACCGGCUGGAUGUGUGGGAGCCGGCGGCGCAGCCGUGCAUCCUGCAGGUUGUCCCCUGGUACUGGUACCGCGACGAGGCGGCCCGCCUGGUGUCCGGCCCCGGCACCCCCGCCGACCGACUGGCACUCGCCUCGGAGAACGAAAUCAAGCGCAUGCGCGACGCGGUGAUGCAGCUGCGCGCGGAGCUCUUCUUCGACAUCAACGAGCGGCUGCGGGCGCUGGCGGAGCGGCUGGUGACGGUGGGGGCGCCGGAGGAGCAGCAGCGGCGCGACCCGGGGGUGCUGCUGCCGGGGCUGCGGAGCGUGGCUAGCGUGCUGAGGUCGGGCGGCAGUCGGGUGUACCAGAUGCCCACCCUGGCCUCCAUCGCGGCGCAACUGCGGCUCAGCAGCAACACGCCCCCGCCCGACCAGCAGUCCGAGCCCGCACCCGCAACAGCACCCAUGCUACCAGCCCCCGCAGCAGCAGCACCAGCCAUGCAGCUACAGCAGCAGCAGCAGCCGCUACCGCUGCAUGCGGGGGGGCUGCCGCCCGCCUUCGGGCCCCUGGGAGCUGCGCCGCAGCAGCCGCUGUCAGCGGGGCCGGUGGGCGGACCCAUGGGUCAGGAGGGUGUGCCUGCGGCGAAUGGCUCCGGGGCGGCGGGGCAGGGGCAGGGGCCGGCGCCAGUGAUUUCAUUGAAGCCAGUGGACCCGCGAGCAGCACGUCGGGCAAGGCAAGCAGCCGCCUCCCGCCAAGCGCAGGCGGGGACGCUACCGGCACCCCAACCGCUACAGCAGCAGCAGCAGCUCCCGCAGCAGCAGCAGCCCGUACUUGCGCCCUUCGGGGCCCCAGCACAGCCGGUUGUGGUCCCUGAGCCGCCCAAGCGUCGUACGACUACUGCCAUGCUGGACCCUAGCAAGUGGAGCAUCGAGGCCUUCGACUCCGGACUCCAACCCCAGCCCCAACCGCAACCGCAGCCUCAACCCCAGCAGCUGCAGCAACAGCAGGUCCCCGCUGCCGAGCCGCGCCCGGGGUUGCCCGCCGUCACUGCGCCGCCCAGCGCGGCUACCACCGCCCCCGCACCGGCAGGUGGUGCGGGUCCGCAGCCUGCAGGGGAGGCUGCGACGCAGCAGCAGCAGCAGCAGCAGCAGCCUCCUCAGCUGCCAUUGCCACCAGCACCAGCGGCGGGCGAAGGCCCCACGCGACCUGCAUCAGCACCCGCGGACCGAGCGGAGGAGCAUGGCAGGGGGGCAGGAGCGGCGGGCGGGAUGAAUGGCGGAGCCCCCGUCCCUGUAGUAGCAGCACCCACUGCUGCCAGCGCCGAAAGCACGGCGUCGAACGCUGCUACUGCUGGCGGUGCUUCUGGACAGGGACGGGGCUCAGCUGUGGCUGCGGAUGCGUCAGGGACUCAGCCGCAGCAGGUGCCAUCGGGUCUGCUACGUCCCUCGGCGCCAGCAGCAGCCCAGCAGCAGCCUCAGCAGCAGCAGGCGGGACCUCCAGGCGGAGGCGAUGGAGGCGGAGAGGGUGGCGGCGGCGCUCAACCCGCGGCGCCGGCCUCAGCCUCAGCGGCUGCUGCGGCCCCCGGCGGAGGGACUCCCCGUGUCAACGAUGCCCUGGUAGCUGCGCUGUUCAACCAGUUCAGUGCGUACGAGCCCAAGCUGCGUGCGCAGGUUGAGGCAUGGCUGAAUCAGGGGCCGGCAGGGGUGGCUAAAGUCGUGGGGUUGCUUCAGCAGCAGCACAGCAGCAAAGUUGCCGCCCAGCAAGGGCAGCCGCAGGGGCAGCAGCCGGGACCGCCGCCAGCUGCGCAACAGCACCCUCCUGGUCCUCCUCCUCCUGCUCCUCCCCAGUCGCUAGCGCAGCCGGAACAGCAGCAGCAGGGGCAGCAGAAGGCCCAGCAGCCGGCGCCUCCCCCGCAGCAGCAGCAACCUCAGCAGGAGGGGCAGCCGCCUCAGGCUUCGCAGCAACAGCAGCGGCAGAUACCGCCGGCUGGUCCCCAGCAGCAGCAACCGCCUCAGCAGCAGCAACAACAACAACAACCUCACAGCCAGCAAGCAGUACCUGGCCAGCAGCCCCCCAUGUCUGCAUCCGGGCAGCUCCAACCGCCCCAACAACCGCAGCAGCAGCAACCGCAGCAGCAGCAACUGCAGCAACCGGCACCCUCCCAGCAACAGCAGCCGCAAGGAGGGCCUCCACACUACCAGCAACAGCAGCCGCAUCCCCACCAACGCCCACCUCCGCACCCGCAACAGCCGCAGCCUCCGCAGUCUCAACAACAGCAACAGCAGGCCUUCCCAGGAGCUCCCAACGUGCCUCCACCGCGCCCGCCUCCCCACCCGCCUGUUCCCGGCCGACCCCCAACUCCGCCCGUGCCAACGCCGUCCUUGCAAAGCCAGGGCAGCCAAGGCAGCUUGCCUGGGCCUGCGCCCAUGCAAGCUGGCCCCGGCGCUGGGGCAUCAGUCCAGGGUCCUGGCGCCGCUCCCCCUGCUGGCGGGCCUGCCAGCCUGCCGCCUCCUGAGUUCCUCCCCCCGCCUGGCGGCCAGGGUCAGGGGCUGCAGGGGCAGCUGGUGGUGGCUCCCGACGGGCGCCUCAUCUUCCAGCCGCAACCGCAGCCCAUGCAGCCAGGCGGCCCAGGACCGGGCCCGGGUCAGGUUGUUGGGCCGGGGCAAGGUCUCGCCAUGGGCGGGCCUGGGGUUCCGCCGCAGGGGCAGCCGGGGCCCGGGCAGCAGGCGCCAGGUAUGGUCAUGGGACCCGCGGGUCAGAUGGGGCCCCCGGGGGCAGGGUUCCCGCCGCAAGGGCACAUGCAGCAGCCGCAGGGGCAGCCGCAGAUGCUCCAGCCGCCCAUUCAGCUGCCUGGCGGCGGGCUAGCUACGGCGCCUGCACCCGGACCCAUGGUCAUGCAGGGCCCGGCGGGUUUCAUGGGUCAGCCCGCUCCGGGGGGCCACAUGAUGCAGCAACCGGUGUUCAUGGGGCGACCACAGGGCUUCCCUGGCACGGGGGUUGCGCCAGGCAUGAUCACGAUAGCAGCGGCGCCGGCACCCGGGAUGGGCCAGCCGGGAAUGAUGGGCGGGGGAAUGAUGGGCGGACCCCCCAUGCAGCAGCAGCAGCCGCAGCCCCACCUGCAACAACCGCAGCCGCAACAGCAGCAGCCACCACAGAUGGGCAUGGCCAUGCAGCCCAAUGGGAUGCCCAUGAUGCUGGUCAUGCCUCCGCAAGGCGGCGGCGGCGGACCGCAGGGGAUGCAGGUGGGGAUGGGCGGCAUGCAGCUGCAGCAGCCGGGGGGUGGACCCAUGCAGAUGCAGCAGCCGGGCGGAGGACCCAUGCAGAUGCAAGGCAUGCCUCCGGGGCACCCGCAGCCGCCACAGCACCAACCGCAGCACCAACCCCAGCAACACUACCCGCUACAGCAGCAACAACAACCGCUACAGCACCAACAACAACCCCCAGGCGGCCCCAUGCUGCCCAUGGGUAUGCCGCCGCAGCCGCAGCAACAACAGCAGCCCCACCCGCAGCACCCCCAGCACUUGCCACCGCAUGGUGGCCCCAUGGCCGGGAUGCCCCCCCAGGCUGGACCCAUGGGCGCUCCCUUUGGCGGCGGCCCCGGCCACCAGCCGCCCCCACACGGCCCCAUGCAGCACCCGCAGCAGCACCCCCAGCACCUACAACAGCAUCCGCAGCAGCAGCAGCAGGGCGGCAUGUCGCAGCAGCCCAUGCAGCCCGGCAUGCAGUACCCAGGCGGGGGGCCCCAGCCUCAGCCGUCCUACAUGGGCGGGCCGGGGCCCGGGCCGGGUCAGCCCAUGCCCGGCAUGAUGGGUCCCCAGGGCGGCAUGGUGGGUGUAUCCGGGCAGCCAGCCAUCAGCGGCAUGAAGCGACCCCCCUCGCCCUCUUCCUCAGGCGCCGCACGACAGCAAGUCCGGCAAGACCACCAGCAGCGCUAGCAGCUUGCCAGGAGGUCUGCCUCCUUGGCAGCAACCCCAGCAACAACCGCAACCCCAGCAGCAACCGCAGCAGCAGCAGCAGCAGCGGGGGCCGCCGCCGCCUCCCGCGGCUCCUCCCCCGCAGGAGCCGGUGCAGAUGGUGGCGGUUGAGAACCCGGUAACGAAGCUGAACGAGUUGGCGCAGCGGAACCGUGUGAAGCUGGACUUCCUGUCGGGGGAUGACAGCAGCCCGGGGCACUGGGUGGUGGUGGUGCACUACGGGGGGAAGGAAACCGGCCGCGGGCAGGGUCAGACCAAGAAGGAAGCCAAGCGUCUCGCAGCCAUGGCCGCCCUGAGGCGCCUGGGCGUGCAGCUCGCCACCGCACCCGCACCCGGCCCCUCAGCAGCGCCGUCGGGCCACCCGCAGCCGCAGCCGCAACCACAGCAGCAGCAACCAGCAGCUGCACGACCGGCCGCCUUCAUAGGGCCCGCACCUGCUCCUGUUGCACCUGCCCCGCAACCUGCGGCGUCCUCCUCCUCACAUGAGGGGGCUGGUGGUGCUGCUGGUGUUGGUGUGGGGGGCAUGCAGAGCUCAGUAGGUGGCACGGGUGGCACGGGUGGCCAUGUCGCCAGCGAGGUCAGCCUGCAGCGGCUGAUGCAGAUCUUCAGCAAGGAGAGCUGCAUUUGGAAAACGCUGCGGAACGAGGGCAGCCCGCCUAACAAGCUGGUCGAGGUGGAGCUCAUCAUCCGCAACACGCCGCACCGGGUGAUCGCAGUGGGCGCGAACUUCCGCAUGGCUCGACUGGAGGCCAGUGCGCGCAUGCUGACACACCUGGGGGUGCCGCCCACACCACCCGCCGGGGACACGGGAGGAGCAGGA
Molecule: messenger RNA, 6454 nt
Organism: Astrephomene gubernaculifera
Lineage: Eukaryota; Viridiplantae; Chlorophyta; Chlorophyceae; Chlamydomonadales; Astrephomenaceae
Source: the annotation of a GenBank genome assembly